GCUGCAUUGAUUAAUAGGAUUGCCGUGCAACAAACAUAAGAAAUAGGUACAGAAUUGAUUUCUCCAACACCGCCCAAAUGAAAAUUCAGAAGUGAAAACAGUUUUUUGGCACCGAAAAACGCCAGCGGAAGCUCGUACUUCUUCAAUGGCGUCAGUCCCUCUCGCUUUGCUCGUACACAGUCCAAAUGUUGCUCUCCAGCUUGGUCGGAGAAGGACAGUUGGCGUUGGAGGCUCACCAGCAACUCCCGUCGCUGCUCAUAAGUCGCGUGGUACUUCGUUGAAGGUUUCCAGCUUCAAUGAAUUGUUUGAGUGUGGGUCUCUGCAGAGGCGGUGUUGUGGAAUUAGUGUUCCACGUGCUGCCGCGGAUGUUGUGCGUGAUCGAGCUGUGAAUGGAGAGGGGGCAAGUAAGGGAAAGGUUCUGAGAGUUGGUCUCAUUUGUGGAGGUCCGUCUGCGGAACGGGGGAUUUCGUUGAACUCUGCGAGAUCAGUCCUUGAUCAUAUACAGGGAGAUGAUUUGCAUGUGAGCUGUUACUACAUUGAUCGCAACCUGAAUGCAUUUGCUAUAUCUUCUGCUCAGGUAUACUCGAACACUCCUGCAGAUUUUGAUUUCAAACUAGAAAGCCUUGCCCAAAGUUUUCAGUCGUUGUAUGACUUUGCCAAACACCUUGCUGCCUCAGUGGACAUAGUUUUCCCUGUUAUACAUGGUCGUUUUGGUGAAGAUGGCAGUAUUCAGGAGCUAUUGGAAAGAUCAAAUAUUCCAUUUGUUGGUACACAAUCAAAUGAAUGUUGUCAAGCAUUUGACAAGUAUGAUGCCUCCCUGGUGCUCAGCAGGAAAGGAUUUGUAACAGUGCCUAGUUUCCUUGUUCAGGGAUGUCAUUUGGAUGAAUCUGAACUGUUAAACUGGUUUGCAAGAAAUCAGUUGGACGUUAACUCAGGAAAAGUUGUGGUAAAACCCACAAGAGCUGGAUCAAGCAUUGGUGUUACGGUUGCUUAUGGUGUUGCUGAUUCACUCAAAAAAGCCAGUGAAAUUAUUCUAGAGGGAAUUGAUGAUAGAGUGCUUGUCGAAAUUUUUCUUGAAGGUGGGAGAGAAUUUACUGCCAUUGUCCUUGAUGUGGGGUCUGGUUUUGAUUGUCAACCUGUUGUAUUACUGCCGACUGAGGUUGAGCUUCAAUCCCAUGGUAAUGCCAAUGUGAGGGAGAAGGAUGCAAUAUUUAAUUACCGAAGGAAGUAUCUUCCAACCCAACAGGUUGCAUAUCACACACUACCUCGUUUUCCUGUGGAUGUAAUUAAAAGAAUUCGAAGAGGAGCAUCAUUGUUAUUCGAACGACUUGGCCUACGUGAUUUUGCUCGAAUUGAUGGUUGGUUUUUGCCUUCUUCAGUUACUACAUUAUCUUCAGAUAAUAAAUUUGGAAGCACUGAAUCUGGUACCGUAAUAUUUACUGACAUCAACCUGAUUAGCGGGAUGGAACAGACCAGUUUUUUAUUUCAGCAAGCUUCAAAGGUUGGAUUUUCUCAUUCAAAAAUCCUUCGAAGCAUUAUACAACGUGCUUGCUCGCGGUUUAGUAGUCUUGCAUCAUACAGUAAUGCAUCAAGUCUCCUGCUUAGAAGCUCAAAAUUCUCGAAGCAUACAAAAGCAGUUCCCAAUUGCACAGAAAUUCGCAAAAUUUUUGUCAUUUUUGGAGGUGAUACUUCAGAACGACAAGUAUCUUUGAUGAGUGGAACAAAUGUUUGGCUCAAUUUGCUAGGAUUUGGUGAUCUGGAAGUAACUCCUUGCUUGCUUGCCCCCACAAAUGGCAAUGCAUCUAAUACAGACCUGGAAAAGAAGGAAUCUGAUUUCAGCUCCCGAACAGUCUGGUCAUUACCUUACUCCGUUGUGCUAAGGCAUACCACAGAGGAAGUUUUCGCUGCAUGCAUCGAGACAACUCAACCAGAUCGGGCUGUAUUGACAUCUCAGUUAAGGAACCAAGUGAUGAAUGAUCUUAUGGAAGGUUUGAAUAGGCACAGUUGGUUUACUGGUUUCGAUGUAUCUGAUGAACCACCUGUCAAAUAUUCUAUGGAGGAGUGGAUCAAGCUAGCUAAGGAACAUCACGCAACAGUUUUCAUUGCAGGUUCUGUUUCCGGUCACAAUUUUGCUAGUGUGCAUGGAGGCUUUGGUGAAGAUGGUACUCUUCAAUCUUUGCUAGAGGCUGAAGGAGUUUCUUACACAGGUCCUGGUGUGGCGGCUUCAAAGACUUGUAUGGACAAAGUUGCAACAUCUCUUGCUCUUGAACAUCUUGCGAACUUGGGAGUUCUUACCAUAAACAAGGAUGUUCGGAGAAAAGAGGAUCUACUAAACAUCCCACUGCUGGAUAUUUGGCAUGAUUUGACCUCAAAUCUUCAUUGUAAAACAUUGUGUGUUAAACCAGCAAGAGAUGGGUGCUCAACUGGGGUUGCAAGGUUAUGCUGUGCAGAGGACCUUUCAGUGUAUGCAAAAGCAUUGGAGGAGUGCGUUUUACAAAUUCCUUCUAAUAGUUUUUCAAAGGCACAUGGAGCUAUUGAGAUGCCGAACCCUCCUCCAGAUCUUCUAAUAUUUGAACCUUUUAUUGAGACUGAUGAAAUAGUUGUCUCAGCCAAAUCUACAAAUGAAAAUGCAUGUCACCUUAUGUGGGAAGGGCAUAGUAGAUGGGUAGAAGUAACUGUUGGUGUCGUGGGAAAGCGUGGAUCAAUGCACUCCUUGAGCCCUAGUGUUACUGUAAAAGAAAAUGGUGAUAUUUUAUCCCUUGAGGAGAAAUUCCAAGGUGGGACUGGCAUCAAUCUGACCCCACCCCCGUCAUCAAUAAUUAGCAAUGAGACCUUGGAGAUCUGUAAACAGCGUAUAGAACUAAUAGCAAACACUCUGCAAUUAGAAGGAUUGUCACGUAUUGAUGCGUUUGUUAACGUCGACAGUGGAGAGGUGCUGGUUAUAGAGGUUAACACUGUGCCUGGAUUGACACCUUCUACAGUCUUGAUUCAUCAGGCACUAGGAGAGCAGCCUCCAUUGUAUCCACACCAAUUCUUUCGGAUGCUGCUUGAUUUGGCAAGAGAAAGAUGUAUCUGAUAGUCGUAAAAAAUAUAUGUUUGUUGUAUUCUUAAAAGAACUGUGGCUUGUACAUUGUUCUCAAAUGUGUGUAUGAGAGAGGGAGAGAGACUAAAGUUUUGUAUAAAUAAUGUUUGGAAAGUUGGCUCUUGCAUUGUACAAAGGGUUAACACAUGCAAAUCAUGUUGUCAAUAGAAUGAAAAUGUAUGUUUUAUGACCCA
Molecule: messenger RNA, 3276 nt
Organism: Malania oleifera
Lineage: Eukaryota; Viridiplantae; Streptophyta; Magnoliopsida; Santalales; Ximeniaceae
Exons: 24
Coding region: 146-3076 (976 amino acids)
Biological process (GO): peptidoglycan biosynthetic process
Cellular component (GO): chloroplast
Molecular function (GO): ATP binding; D-alanine-D-alanine ligase activity; metal ion binding
Source: RefSeq, a predicted model, not a curated record